CAGCCCGCACUGGAUUUAAUCUAGCUAGAAGUAGCCAGGCAGCUCUUUGAAAAACCACUGGGCUCUGAGUUCAUUGCUACAGGAAAAUUGUUCUCUGCUGAGGCACAGAGAAAUCUGCUUCAGAACAACCCUACAGGCUCAAGCGUUUAGUGGGAGAAAACCUGACCCGGAGGAUCAUGGCUACUUACGCCCUGCAAAUCGCUGGACUGGUGCUCGGUGGCGUUGGCAUGGUGGGCACGCUGGCCGUCACCAUCAUGCCUCAGUGGAGAGUGUCUGCCUUCAUUGGGAGCAACAUUGUGGUUUUCGAAAACUUCUGGGAAGGACUGUGGAUGAAUUGCGUGAGGCAAGCCAACAUCAGGAUGCAGUGCAAAGUCUAUGACUCCCUGCUGGCUCUCUCUCCGGACCUGCAGGCAUCCAGGGGGCUGAUGUGUGCCGCUUCCGUGCUGUCCUUCCUGGCUUUCAUGACUGCCGUCCUGGGCAUGAAGUGCACCAGGUGCACCGGGGACGACGAGAAGGCGAAGGGUCAUAUCUUGCUAACGGCUGGAAUCAUCUUCAUUGUCACGGGUCUCCUAGUGCUCAUCCCUGUGAGCUGGGUUGCCAGUUCCAUCAUCAGAGAGUUCUACAACCCGAUAGUGGAGACUGCCCAAAAACACGAGCUUGGAGAGGCUCUCUACAUAGGCUGGACCACGGCGCUGGUGCUGAUUGCUGGAGGGGCACUGUUGUGCUGUGUUUCUUGUGCCAGUGAGAAGAGUGGCAGCUACAGAUACUCCGUACCCUCCCAUCACACAACCCAAAAGAGCUAUCACAUGGACAAGAAGUCACCGAGCGUGUACUCCAGAAGUCAGUAUGUGUAGUAUUGUGUCUAGUUUUUAACUUUACUGAUAAAGCCAUGCCAGUGACUAAAAUGCCCAUGGUUCUCUAAGAAUGGAACCCAAAGGAACAUUGAUUUGCCACUCUUAACUGCCUAACAUUUAUUAUAGUAACUGUGCAUUGGUUAUGUAUGCUUCUAUAAGCUAUUUCAGCAGAAAGAAAUAUUACACACCACGCUUUGAUUGUUCAGGGAAGCAUAGUAUUGUUUUCUAAAAUGAUUCACGCAUCUUUGCCUUUCACCAGUUACUUCAAAAUGACAUUGUUAAAGACUGUAUUGUUGUACAAGCGUGAUUUCUCUAUGACACAGCAUUAUGUACGUAGAUCAGCAUGACGUUUGUAUCUCACAUAAAGAGAGACAGGCUUAUACGGUUCUGUUUUAAAUGAAAUACUGAUUCAAUACACUGAAUAAAUAGAACUCAGCUGUUGCUUUUGAAGGGAAUCAGGGAUACGCUUGAAGAAGGUUAAUAUUAAUUGUGUAAAAACAGCUUAGUGAUUAAUGAGCUUGAUUCCUAACGAAGGUUAAAAUGGAGGUUUUAAUCAGCAGCGUAAAGGAAGCUAAAUGGCUUUAUGAUAUCCUGUUUUUCAGCCUAGAAGUUAGAAAUCCUAACCCCUUUAUCCUAUGUCCCCAGAGGCCUUUCUUUUCUUGUAUAUUAAAUGAAUAUAUUUUAAAAGGCAGAUAUUUUGUCAAGGAGCUUUGCAUUCACACUGCUUUUCCAGGGCUAUCCUGAGAAGAAAGAUAAAACUAUAGUCCAAGAAACAUUAAAAACUUCUCGAAAGGGAAUUUUGUUUUUCCCCUGAGGCUUUUAUGGUUGGAGGAGGAUGCUUUUUGACAGGAAAUCAUAUAUGUAUGUGAAUCUUUUAAUACCUAUUUGAAUAUAGACUUUGGGCAUUUGUCAAUAUAAAUAACAGGAUAGGAAAAUAAUAUGCCUUGGUUUUUAGUUGCUUACCCCAAAAACAAACCAAGUUGUCCUUUGUGAACAUCUGCUCCAACAUCUGCUCCUAAGGUAUCUGUAGAUGGCCAGGUUUAAAUUGUCAUUUAAACUGUCAUUUCAAUCCCAUCAAAGAUAAAUUAUUUACUUGUUCUAUUUUUUUAUUCAGUCUUUCUGAGGUAUAGAAAUGUUCUAUCUUUGUAUUUCCCCCAAAUUGGGUCCAACUGAUAAUUCAAUUUGAAAGUUUGUAUCCAUAUUGUUCUAACUUAAAAGACUAUAUAUAUAUAUAUAUAUAUCUGCUUUGUGUCCUUUAUAUUAAUAAAUUGUACU
Molecule: messenger RNA, 2129 nt
Organism: Hyaena hyaena (striped hyena)
Lineage: Eukaryota; Metazoa; Chordata; Mammalia; Carnivora; Hyaenidae
Gene: CLDN8
Product: claudin 8
Exons: 1
Coding region: 177-854 (225 amino acids)
Biological process (GO): bicellular tight junction assembly; cell adhesion
Cellular component (GO): plasma membrane; bicellular tight junction
Molecular function (GO): structural molecule activity
Source: RefSeq, a predicted model, not a curated record